Messenger RNA from Cydia amplana, 3042 nucleotides. RefSeq lists its product as uncharacterized. The transcript has 3 exons. Bases 1 to 3042 code for a protein of 1013 amino acids. The record is from RefSeq and is a predicted model, not a curated record. NCBI's taxonomy places the organism in Eukaryota, Metazoa, Arthropoda, Insecta, Lepidoptera, Tortricidae.
AUGUCGCCAUUAACUCUUCAACAUCAAACAAUGAAUCCUUUGGAUCCUCAGCCUCAUAAUGCUAGUCCAUCUCCAUGCUACUCCUGUGCUAUGCUAGGCAAGCCAUGUGUCACAAACCCAGCGCCGUCGUACCUUAACGUUCAACCUGCAGUUCCGAUGCAAAAUUCUCAAACAGGCACUUGUAAUGGCUAUAGGCAGAACUAUAACAGAAACGGUUCUAUGCCACAAAAUCCUGGGUAUAAUAGUGACCAGAUCAGCAAGGCGGCCUAUUUAGCUGCAUUGAGGUCCGAGGAAUAUUUACAGAAUGCAACUAGGGAUAUACUGUGCCCACCUGUACCUGUAAACAAGAAGCCAAGAGCCCCUCCGAAACAAAGAGCUAAAUCCGUAAAAAAAACAAAGAACGUUAACGCUAAUUUAGCAGCAAGCCCGAUCUGUAAUGUACCAGUUAACAACGGUGCCUCUACCUCUACCCUGCCCUGCUGCACCCCUACUCAAUCAUAUCCUUUACCGAACUGGGCGGCUUUCGGAAUUGAAAACACUGCGCCUCGAAAACCAACCCCAAAGGCUAAAACAGCAAAAGUAUCAAAUGUAAAAACUCAAGAUAACAAUAUUGAGAUACCACAAAUUGAGUUAACAACGGACGUUACCCAGAAAUCAAAUACGGACAUGACUCCGAAAAUAAUGCCAGCUCCGUUAAGUAUAGAAACUUAUAACCAUACAGUUAAUGAAAGAAUUUACACGACACAAACUAAUGUAACAACGACAGCGUAUAAUAUGAAUGCAAUCAACCUAAUACAAGAUCCUUCCAACGUAGAAGGACAAUCAAAACCUAUGACUAUGAAUAUUAAUAACAAUGGAACUCCAACUCAUUUAAUUGAAGCCUCUACUCAACAGGAUACAUCCAGCAAUGGUAUCAAUCACUCGCAAAUAAACACAGAGCUACCAUGGAUAGAUAUAAAAAGCGACGGGGCUACGAUUCCGCUGAUCAUGGAUCAGCAAGACGUGAGCAUGGAAAACAAUGAAUUACAAACAACAACGAAGACGGUUACAAAAAAUGUGCAGGGUGAAUCCUUUCUAGAACAAGCAAGUGACAACAUAGACAUUGAGACUGCAAUGGCUUUGUUACAUGCGGAUAUUGAUGAAGCUCCUACUAAUUCCACACAAAAUUCUACUAAUGCUUAUGAACUUGUGUCUACGACUUCUGUCACAACGGAAUCAACAUCACAUAAUAUAGAGAGCAAUGAUAUUAUAAUGAGAACUGACAUAUCUAAUUCUGAAGUACAUACUAACCGAGAAUUCAAUAUCAACCAAAUAAUAGAAAACACAGUAACAGUUUCAAUUGUGGAGAAAAUUAUCACUACUCAGAACAUUUCGUUCAAAACAGAAACCCUCUUAGACAUCUUAAACAAGGUGCAUAGCAAAGAGGAAGCUAAAAUAGGGGAAAAUAUGGAACAAACAAGAACAGAAGAUGCAAACAAAAUUAAAACCACACAUACAGCUGUAGACGAUGGCUCCACAAAAGGUAUUGAGGAGGAUGAUGACCAAACCAAGGAUGUGCCUGAUAGUAAAGACGAUGACAGAUUUCAAACUGCACGACAAAAAUUAGCACGGUGGUCUGCGAUAGAGCAGGAUAACAAAAAUAAACGUGCUGACUAUAAUACUCAAACAGAUAACAAUAAUCAAGAACGGUGCGCCAACAAAACAAAAAGCAGUAGCGCCGAAAACGCGUCCAGUUCGAACUCUGGCCAACAAAAUAUAAAUUCAAAUCCUUCAUCAAAUAAUAAUGACUCAAACCUAGAAAAUCACUCUAAAAAGAAGAAAAGCAUUAGUGACGACACAAUCCCAGAACUACAUAAAAUAAAUGCAACUGUUGUGUCAAAAAUCAUGGACGAUAGUGACAAAGCCCAUAAAAGACAAUCCAAAAAGCGGAAAAGCCUUAGUGCUGAAAUUGCACCCACAACAACUCCAGGCACAAACAAUACGUCAGAUAACAUCGACGAUCACAACAAAAACCAAGACCAGCACUCAAAGAGAAGGAAAAGUAUUUGCAGUAAAACUGCAACGAUUACAAGCCGAGGUGCACACAAUUCUAAGUCUACAUCGAAAAACAAUGAUGAUAAUGAUAAGAACCACGAGAGACCCUCCAAAAAACGGAAAAGUACUAGUGGUGAAGUUGCACCCAGUAAAAAUCAAAAUAGAAACAGUAAUGUGUCAGAAAACAACGACAAGGACAACGAAGGGCACUCAAAGAGGAGAAAAACUAUCAGUGCUGAAUCUGAAACCAGAGCAAACCAAAAUGACUGCCACAACAACUGUAAGAACAGAGAAAGGGAUUGUGAAGCAAGGAAGAAUACAUGUGACCAGUUAACUACCCCAAAAGACAAAGACACUGCAACCAAAAACAACGAAGAACACGAAACAAGGCAACCAAAUGCAAGCAAAAAUAUUAGUGAUGAAACUGCCACCAGUAAAAAAACAAUUACACCAUCUACUACCGACAGUAGCAAUAGCAACAAAGAACCAUGCAGCCCAGACAUAAAUCACGCUGCAAAUAAGAAAAAGGACAAUAACGAAGUAAGGAAAAGCAUUGAUUCUGAAACUACUGCUAAGAAAGAUACAGGACGACUCAAUGUUCAAGAUAAUGCGUCAAAUAAGAACAAAGAUAACGAGAACAACAUAACUAGGACUUGUGAAGCAACGAAAAGUACAAGUACAGACAUUUUAAGCAAGAAACAGACUACGACAGGGAGUAACGCUACAAGUACAGAAACUGCAACCAAUAAUCAUAUUGAAAACCAAAAAUUACCACCUAUCAUACUAAAAAUCUUUAGAGAUCGUGUAGAGAGUAUAAUAAGGAAUAAGAAUAAUGGUGAAAAACGGCAUAACAGUGUUAAUGAUGAAAAAGCGUCUGACAAAAGUGCCAAAACACUAAACGCCAAUGAAAAAGAUGAGUUACCCAGAGUGGAGAUUCCUGCGAGCGAGCGACCCGCGUCGAGCGCGUCUAUGGUGCGCGUGGCGAGAGACUGUGCGGUGGGGGUGUGA